Messenger RNA from Psylliodes chrysocephalus, 2331 nucleotides. The record is from the annotation of a GenBank genome assembly. NCBI's taxonomy places the organism in Eukaryota, Metazoa, Arthropoda, Insecta, Coleoptera, Chrysomelidae.
UUAAAAACAAUUUUUAUUUUUCCAAAACGCCAUAAACGUCAAAAAUUGAUUGUUAAUGUCAUUUGUCAACUAAGUUGUCAUCAAUGGCCUGGCUCGUACUCUGUUUUUCGCCGAUGUGAAGUGGUUUUUAGGUCAAUAAAAAAAUGUUUUCAUAAUAUAAGCUCUAUUUAUACAUCUGCAUAUACUAGGACAAACUAUGUAUUCAGGAAGCGAUUCUAAUGAGUCCCAAAAAUACGCCAACUGGGCUCUAAACCCAGCAUCUUUUCAAAGCGUACCUGGAGAACAAGUCGACUGGGCAGCUUUAGCUCAGCAAUGGAUAAUUAUGAAAGAAGCUGGACCUCCUCCUAUACCAGGAGACCAACCUAUUAUAGUCAGCAAAAAGAAGCACCCGAAAGAAGGAGGUGAGGCCGAAAUGGACGUUGAAAAUGAUAAAGAAGCACCGCCUCCGCCGGUGUGGGGUACCAAUGAGCCUCCUCCACCUCCUGGGUCUGAAGCUUGGAAUUGGAAUACACAACAAAAUCCAAAUUGGAAUAGUUGGAAUAACAGUUGGGCACCUCCUAGCGUUGUGCCUCCUCCCGCACCAAAUAUUAGUGGAACAAAGACUCCUUUAUUACCUACCCCUUCUAAUAACUCUUAUACUGAGCCCCCUGAAAGUGGCAGUGAUAAUGCUACACCAUUUGGAAGUACAAACAGUGAGUAUCAUUCUACAAAUCCACCAUAUUGGAAUAACUCUGGGGUUUCUUCCAAACAUAUUAAACCCCACAAUAAGAGGUACAGUAAAGUGAAUGUACCCAUAAGGACAUCUGCUCCACUUCCUCCCAUGGUUCUACCCCUUGAACCAAUUCAUCAGCCCACUGCACCACCAGCUUUGGAUACAGCCAAAAGAAAGCAGUUGCCAGCUUGGAUUAGAGAAGGUUUAGAAAAAAUGGAAAAAGAAAAACUAAAACAAAUGGAAAAACAGAAAGAAAAAGAGGAAAAAGAUACACUGGUAGAUCCACACAAGCCAUCAAGCCAAGAUACCAUGGAAAUUUUAAAAUCAACUAUGAAAGAGCGACAAAGAAGUAGAUUUGAAAGUGAUGAAGAAAACUCUAAUGAAGAUAAAAAACCAAAAAAGCCAAAAAUCGAAGAAGCCACCCCUUUAACACAUGAGGAACUGAUGUUGAAAGUUCGCAGGACUAUGACGGAAAUACUCUUGAACGUAACUAACCGUCACAUCGAAUCUGUUUGUAGGGAGGAAUUACUACGUUACACAAAAAAUCGCAAAGCUUCAGAAGCAGCUUCAGCACCCAGCGGUGCCAACAUAAGAGGCAGACUUGGGCUGGGUAUCUACGGUGGUGACGACUCCGGGAGCAGUUCUGAUGAAGAAAGAGACGACGAUUAUCAUCGAGAUACUAGAGAUUCUGAUGAUGAACUAAAGGACACCAUUAAGAGAAAGAUGGCCGACUUCCAAAAAACGGAACGAGAGAUAGAAGACAAACUGGAAGAAGCGGAACGUCAAAAAGCGGGAAGCGUUAGUAGAUCUUCCAGUCCGGAAUCCAACGAUAACGAUUCACAGGUAGACGUGCGUACUCAAGGCCGAAAAUACUUCCAACACGACACCAGGCAACCGUCCCCCCAAAAAAUCAUCCACGAAUCGAAAUCAAAACAACGCUCGCCAUCUUCGUCAUCGCAAGAAAGUGACUAUUCAAACAACAGAUCGAAAACCAGCCGCAGGUCCUCCUCGUCGGACUCGAAAGACUCUUACAAAAUAUCCUCGAAAAAGCGGUCGAUCACCCCAGAAAAAAGACACCGCAACACUUCGUCUAGGUGGUCCAAAUCUCCUUCUAGACGCUCCGAUUCUCGAAAGGACUCUAACGGUUCCAAACGAGACUCCGGUAGCAGUAGGAAGAAGAGUUCCUCGACGAGAAGAUCGAGGUCUAGCUCGUAUUCUAGAUCACACAGGUCGAGGUCGUCUUCUUAUAGGAAAUCGAGUAGGAGAUCUAGAUCUCGAGAGCGAUCGAGAAGGUCGAGGAGUUCGUCUAGGAGUAGGUAUUCAUCGAGGAGGUCGCCGAGUAGCUCGAGGUCGGAUAGGAGGAGAAGGAAGAGGUCGAGAUCUGACAGUAGCGGCAGGGGUAAGAGGUCACACAGACAUUGAACUACUGUUGGAUACUAAAAGGUGUGGUAUAAACACCUUGGAAGUGGUUCCUCGAGGUAUUGACCUUAGUGAUGAUGAAAAUAAAAAUUUGUAUAUUUAUAUUGUAAAUUAUUUCAAAAUGCACAUAUUAUUAAUUUUAGUUUUAGGGCUUCCUAAAGACCGUGUACGUUUUUAUUUUUCAGUAGAUUCCUUUUAUU